Molecule: messenger RNA, 2079 nt
Organism: Danaus plexippus (monarch butterfly)
Lineage: Eukaryota; Metazoa; Arthropoda; Insecta; Lepidoptera; Nymphalidae
Gene: AnnIX
Product: annexin B9
Exons: 8
Coding region: 169-1140 (323 amino acids)
Cellular component (GO): cytoplasm
Molecular function (GO): calcium-dependent phospholipid binding; calcium ion binding
Source: RefSeq, a predicted model, not a curated record
AACCAAUGGUUGUGUAGCGCGGAACUGGCAAAGUGAGCGAGAAGGCAAACAAAAACGCUAGUCUGCCACGAAUCCGAUCGACCUCACCGUCAGUGUUAGACGUGUUUUAUUUCGGAACCUUCCUUGUAGUGAAUUGGGCGUGUCGCAGUCUUUGAAAACAAAUCCACUAUGAGCGGACAACAGUAUUACCCGUACAAGUGCACCCCCACCGUGUACCCCGCGGAGCCUUUCGAGCCCGCGGCGGAUGCGGAAACCCUCCGCAAGGCUAUGAAAGGCUUCGGAACAGACGAGAAAGCCAUCAUCAACGUCCUCUGCAGACGCGGUAUCGUUCAACGUCUGGAAAUCGCUGAAACGUUCAAGACUAACUAUGGAAAGGACUUGAUCAGUGAACUGAAAAGCGAGCUGUCCGGCAACCUUGAGAAUGUGAUCGUAGCUCUCAUGACCCCUCUACCACACUUCUACGCUAAAGAACUCCACGACGCUGUUGCGGGGAUCGGAACCGAUGAAGAAGCCAUCAUUGAGAUCCUCUGCACCUUGUCCAAUUACGGCAUCAGGACUAUUUCGGCUUUCUAUGAACAAUUGUAUGGCAAAAGCCUAGAAUCCGACCUGAAAGGUGACACUUCGGGUCACUUCAAGCGUCUGUGUGUGUCUCUGUGUAUGGCCAACCGUGACGAGAAUGCUGGUGUCGAUGAGGGCGCUGCUAAGGCUGAUGCCGAAGCCCUGGCCUCCGCUGGCGAAGGUCAGUGGGGUACUGACGAGUCCGUGUUCAACUCUAUCCUUAUCACUCGCUCCUACCAACAACUUAGACAGAUCUUCGCUGAAUAUGAAGCAUUAGCAGGCAAAGACAUCGAGGAGACCAUCAAGAAGGAAUUUUCUGGAAGCGUGGAGAAGGGUAUGCUUGCUAUUGUGAAAUGCGUGAAGAGCAAAGUGGGCUUCUUCGCCGAGCGCUUGUAUUACUCGAUGAAGGGAAUUGGAACCAAUGACAAGACUCUCAUCAGAAUCAUUGUCAGUCGCUCCGAGAUCGAUCUCGGAGACAUCAAGCAGGCCUUCCUUGAGAAAUUCGGAAAGCCCUUAGAGGACUGGAUCUCGGGCGACACAUCCGGGGAUUACAAGAAGGCAUUACUCACACUUGUUGAAUAAACGGCAUGGAUCCACAAAUGCUACUUAUAUUAAGUUUAUAGUUUCUGUCAAUUGUUAGGUUCAUAGGUCAUAGUUUAAAAUCACUUCACCACUCUCUCAUAGGUUAUGCGACAGGUGUAAAUUUUUUUUAUUUUUUUUUGGAGAUCUGUAUAUUUUGCUUCCUAUCUCAUGUUCCUUGCACAGCUAACAGCUUCGAACGCAUGAUAGUGUACCUAGAAUGCUUUUUUUUUACAAGUAGUUUGGCAUUUUUCAGGGGGAGAUUGAAGGAUCCCUCGGUUAUCUCCUAUCUGCAAUGUGUUACUAAGGCUACCGGUUUUAAGACAUCUUAACUACGUUAGCCUGUGCCGUGUGAACAUUUCGUACCUUUGGGUACAUUUUAAUGCAUUUUGAUAUCAUAAGUUAUAUAUAUAUUUGUAUGUUUUGUAAUCUCAUGCUGAUAUCGAUUGCACGCCGUGUGAUUUAUUAAUAGAAAUUAUGGGCCAGUUUCAAUAUGAAAUGCUAGUACAGUGUUGUGUUGUAUAUCUUUACAGGACGAUCUAGACGGUGACUUCAAGACUGUGCUAGUCACACUUAGCGCUUAGUCCUGCAAAAUAAAUUAUUUGCAAAAUGAAAUUUAUUUUUUUUAAAAGAUAUUUUUAAGCAAUGCAUGCAUCGGAUGUGUAGUUUAAUAGAAUUGAAUGUAAUAUUUUGCAGGAUGAUACGAAAGGCGACUACAAACGGGUGUUACUCACUCUCGUUUCUUAAGAGCAUAAUAAGACUACAUAUGUGUGUAUAGCGCUUGCGGUGAAUUGAGUUCCGUUGUGAAACUGCCUUUAUAACUGUUGAAAUGUUUCUUAGUAAUAUGCUUGAUAUUUUUGUGAAAAUGAGAUAUUUAUUGGUGCUGUAGUUUUGUUUACGAUGUAUUAUUAUAUAUAUAUUAAAAAUACAUUAUUAAUAAAA